Molecule: messenger RNA, 1952 nt
Organism: Nothobranchius furzeri (turquoise killifish)
Lineage: Eukaryota; Metazoa; Chordata; Actinopteri; Cyprinodontiformes; Nothobranchiidae
Gene: hacl1
Product: 2-hydroxyacyl-CoA lyase 1
Biological process (GO): fatty acid alpha-oxidation
Cellular component (GO): peroxisome
Molecular function (GO): catalytic activity; thiamine pyrophosphate binding; magnesium ion binding
Source: RefSeq, a predicted model, not a curated record
GCAAGCAAGGGGCGUACCAUGGGGCGUACGUAGAGCGAAAAGACUAGUAGUGUGGUACCAGUUAACGAUAGUCUCUGGAGGAGUCAUGGAUGAAGUGACAGGCGCUCAGCUGGUUGCUGAGUCUCUGAAGGCUCAGAAAGUGGAGUACAUGUUUGGGAUUGUUGGUGUUCCUGUCAUUGAAGUGGCCAUGGCUGCUCAGGCCGCGGGGAUCAAAUAUGUAGGAAUGCGCAACGAGCAGGCGGCAUGCUAUGCAGCCUCAGCCGUCGGAUACAUGACUGGGAGGCCAGGAGCGUGCCUGGUGGUGUCUGGACCUGGGCUCAUUCAUGCUCUGGGUGGGAUGGCCAAUGCUAACAUGAACUGCUGGCCUGUGAUUGUUAUUGGAGGGUCCUCGGAUCGAAACCAGGAAACAGCAGGUGCCUUUCAGGAGUUUCCACAGGUGGAAGCAUGCCGUCUGUACAGCAAGUUUUCUGCCAGACCAAGCAGCUUGGAAGCCAUCCCAUCAGUCAUGGAAAAGGCGGUACGCACCAGCAUUUAUGGGCGACCAGGUGCUGUUUACGUUGACAUUGCAGGGGACAUGGUGAAUGCUAAAGUAGAAAGGACAAAAGUCAGAGGAGUGUCCUGCUGUUCACCUCCUCCCGUGAGCUUGGCCGACCACACUGCAGUCACAGAGGCCGUUGCUCUCCUAAAGGCAGCAAAAGCACCCUUGGUGAUCAUUGGCAAAGGAGCAGCCUACGGCAGAGCAGAGGCAGUGUUGAGGGAGUUUGUGGAAACAAGCGGAUUGCUGUUCCUGCCCACACCGAUGGGAAAAGGAGUCGUACCUGAUGAUCACCCCAACUGUGUGUCUGCUGCCCGCUCCAGAGCUCUCCUCCAGGCUGAUGUUGUGCUUUUGCUUGGAGCUCGACUAAACUGGAUUCUGCAUUUUGGUCUGCCACCCAGAUUUAAUCCCAACGUAAAGAUCAUCCAGGUGGAUCUCUGUGCUGAGGAGAUGGGGAACAACGUGAGGCCGGCUGCUGCUCUCCUGGGGGACAUCAAAGCUGUAGUUUCUCAGCUUGUGGCGCUUAUCAAGAAAGAUGGCUGGAAAUAUCCUUCUAACACCGAGUGGUGGAGCAUGCUGAGAGAGAAGGCCGCUGCUAAUACAAAAAUAUCAAAGGCUCUUGCCCUCAGAGCCACACCACAGAUGAACUACUACACCGUGUUUCACCACAUUUCUGAGCUGCUGCCACAUGACUGCAUCAUUGUUAGCGAGGGUGCAAACACCAUGGACGUCGGGCGUACCAUGCUGAAUAACUCUUUACCUCGACACAGGUUGGAUGCGGGCACAUUUGGGACGAUGGGAGUUGGCCUUGGGUUUGCUGUUGCAGCUGCUGCUGUAGAGAGGAGCAGGGAGAAAGGCAGACGGGUGGUCUGUGUGGAAGGAGACAGUGCCUUUGGGUUUUCUGGGAUGGAGGUUGAGACCAUGUGCAGGUAUAAUCUACCUGUGGUUAUCAUUGUGGUUAAUAAUAACGGCAUAUACAGCGGUGUUGAUGCUGAGACGUGGAAAGAAAUGGCAAAGCUGGGAGAUCUGACCUCUGUAGCCCCUCCUGUGUCCCUCCUACCUGAGGCUCGCUAUGAUGAGGUCAUGACAGCUUUUGGGGGCCGGGGGUUUCUGGUGAGGACUGUGGAGGAGCUUCGUAGCGCCUUACAGACCAGCCUGAGUGACUGGGAGAACCCCAGUCUCCUCAACGUGCUCAUAGACCCCUCAUCGGAUAGAAAACAGCAGGAGUUUCCUUGGCUCACACGCUCCAACCUCUAAUCGCCCACAUCAUCAGAGCAGCGAUGGUGAUGUCCUGCCAGAAAACUAUGAAGCUGUUUUUAAAGUUUUCCAUGAAGUAACUGAAUGUUUUAGGAUUCUUACUAAACUGUAAUAUUUCAAUGCACAACACAAUAAAACCUCUGGGGGCUUUUGUAAUAAA